This is a messenger RNA of Physcomitrium patens, 2758 nucleotides long. Its product is annotated as putative galacturonosyltransferase 10. The record is from RefSeq and is a predicted model, not a curated record. NCBI's taxonomy places the organism in Eukaryota, Viridiplantae, Streptophyta, Bryopsida, Funariales, Funariaceae. Gene Ontology annotation, molecular function: polygalacturonate 4-alpha-galacturonosyltransferase activity.
AAGACGCUGAGUAGUUGUGGGCAGGUGACUUACCGAUUGGUAUCUGAACGGUGGAGGCUCUUUGAUUCGGGAGUGAGAAGAGUGGAAAGAAGGAUUGGCGCGGAGCAUGUUGCUGGAGAAAAAAGAGGUGUUUGUUGGGUUGAACGGGGUCAAAAUAGGGAAGGAGAACGGCAUGCGGGCGGGACUGUACAACAGCCCGAGUCCACAGCAGCGCUUUCGUCGCAGAGGCCUUGCUCAAAGACGUCCUGCUCAUCUCUACCUUCUCAUCGCAGGAUUGCUUUCCAUAGCAGGAUUCAUCUUUGUUGGGCUGCGAGGGCAUACCAAUCCUUCCCAAUCUGUGAGUGAGAGAGCAGCUGGCAUUGAUGGCUCAACAGAAGAGGCACUUAGUCUGGACUCACUUUCAAGACAGCUUGGUGACCAAAUGAUACUUUGCAAAUCCUAUGCCGUUAUUGCGAAAGAGAAUAACAAUCUACAGUUGGCUUGGCAUCUGAGUGCUCAAAUUCGAGCUGCACAACAACUCCUAUCUCUUACCGCUACCCGAGGAACUCCAAUUCUAUGGGACGAGGCAGAACCAAUCAUGCGAGAGAUGGCUGCUCUUAUAUUUCAAGCCAAAGAGCUGCACUACGACAGUGCAACCAUGCUCAUGAAGCUUAAAGCUGAAAUGCAGGCUCUGGAAGAAAUGGCGAAUACAGCGGCUACCCAAAGUGCAACAUUUGGGCAACUAGCAGCUGAGGCAGUUCCAAAAAGUCUUCACUGCUUAAGCUUGAGACUUGUAACCAAGUGGGCUACUGACGAGAAGUUACGGGAAAAAGUAGGGGCGGCUGAGAAAAACUUAGCUCCUAAACUCACAGACACUCGGCUUUACCACUUUUGUGUCUUUUCUGACAACGUAUUGGGCGCUUCUGUUGUCAUCAAUUCAACGAUAGUGAAUUCGCAUCAUCCGGAGCUUCUUGUCUUUCAUGUAGUCACAGAUUUGGUGAAUCACGGGGCGAUGCAAACAUGGUUCGCUGAAAAUGAUUUCAAAGGAGUGGCUAUCGAGAUUCGAUACGUUGAGAGCUUUACAUGGUUGAAUGCUACAUAUGUUCCAGUUCUUAAGCAACUUCAAGAUGCAGGAACUCAAAGUUACUACUUCCGGUCUAACACCCAGGGUGGUGGAGAAACUCAGAAAACUGCGUUGAAGUUCCGGAAUCCUAAAUAUUUGUCUAUGCUGAACCAUCUCCGCUUCUACAUUCCUGAAGUUUAUCCCACAUUGGAAAAGGUUGUCUUCUUGGAUGAUGAUGUUGUGGUUCAACGGGAUCUUUCGGACCUUUUCUCGCUUGAUCUCCACGGAAAUGUUAACGGUGCAGUAGAAACCUGCCUGGAGAGCUUUCAUCGCUUCCACAAAUACCUGAAUUUCUCACACCCCAAGAUUAAGUCUCACUUCGACCCAGAUGCAUGUGGUUGGGCGUUUGGGAUGAAUGUUUUUGACUUGGAUAAGUGGAGGGAGAAAAACGUGACCGCGAGGUACCACUACUGGCAAGAACAAAAUGUAGACCGGACACUUUGGAAACUAGGGACGUUACCUGCAGGACUUCUUGCCUUCUACGGGCUUACUGAACCUCUAGACAGACAUUGGCAUAUUUUAGGACUUGGUUACGACGCAAAUAUUGAUACAGAAUCAAUUGAGAAUGGCGCUGUUGUGCAUUACAACGGCAACAUGAAGCCAUGGCUAAAACUAGCUAUGAGUAGGUACAAGCCUGUCUGGGAGCGGUACGUUGACUAUGAAAACCCUUACUUACGACAGUGUAAUUUUCACUAAACCAUUUGUUUAGUUUGCUUAGAGUUUUCACAUUCUUAACCCCAACCUGGAGGUCUUCUCGUUAUUUUCCAACCCAAGCAACUCCUUCUGAAGAUCUAUCAAGGAUGGGUUACUUCUCCAGCCGAUGUUCUUCAGGUCUACUAUUGGUGAACUCGACAUUAGUUUACCAAUAAAUUAUGCAUCAGAAGCUGUGUAAGCAGCAGUUAUCGGAGAUCUUCAGACCCUUAAAACGGGAACUCGGAGUCUGAUCUGCUACUUUCAGAACUGGAGGAGCAACCUCUGUUGAAUUGGCAGAGCAAGACAUAUGAAAGUGAAGACGCCAAGGUACAAAACAGAGCUGGUUCGAGGAUAAUCUGCCCCUUACCAUGGCAGUCUUUCUGGAAACUCGCGAAAGUUGGGUAGGUGCAAGGAGAGUAUAGAAAGGUGAUUUCUUGCUUUUGUUUAGAAGUGGAGUGUUCUCAUAUCAAACGCUCCUGCUCUACGCUCACUUGUGGAAUCAAACUUAUUUUCAUUGCUUUUGAAAAUUUCAAGUGGGAUCAUGGGACCCUGACUUAGGUGUUGUCCUUCUUGCCUUGGUCAAGAAAUAUAUCUACGUGUCUGUUUUUUGGAAUUGGAACGUCGAUUGUAGCUAUUACCCAAGCCAAAUUUGGCUUCCGUUGGGACAUGUCCAGACUUCAGAUCUCAUGUAUUACUUACUAAAAGACCCCGAAGGUGAUGUAGUUACUGGUAGUUGUUCAUGGAUAACCGUUAGCCUGCACUCAUGUGGCCAUUUCAUAUGAAAACUUCCCAGCGAGCCUGGCCGCUAGAGUUUUCUUGUGAUACCCUGGUAUUCAUAGCGAGACACAGGAUUUGAUUGCAAUGACACCGAAUCAUGUAACUUUAUGAGCUGUAGAUGAAUGCUGAUUUAGGUGCAUCAUCACACGAAAUUCUGUAGGAUGGAUCAAUCGACGCUGAUUCUCA